AUGAGCUCCGCCACAACCCUGAGCAAUAAACGGAAGCGCACCCCCCCAACUCCCCUCACACCGGCAGCUGAGCCCGGCGCAAAGCGGCUCUUUCGACGCCUCAAUGAAGAGUUUCCCGAGGCAAACACGUUGAGCCGGAGGACGCUGUCGCCUCCAUCUGUCAAGAGGGGCGAGUCCGAUACCAAGCCUCACGCCGCCACCACAACGCCGACCAAACCCAAACCCUCUCCAGCAGCCAGCCUGCCCACCCCACCACCGACUCUCCCCAAGGCCAAGGCCAAGUCCACGACACCUCCUCGUCGCCCGCAGCCAUCCCCGCUCCAACCCAGCCGCAACGCCAAUAGCUCGCGACCCAACCCCCCUUGGCUCCGAGUCCGCGGCCCUACUCCGCCCUCGCCGCUCGACGCUUCCCCUUCGCCACCCCUCUUCGUGCCACUGCCCCCGCGAUCGCCACACACGCCGACACGUACUCCCCCACGUCCCACGAGCCCCCCGCCUAUUGGCGGGCGACCCGGAGAUUCCCCCAUGCCCCCGGUAUCGGAGCGUGGCCGGAGGUUUAGGCAAUGA
Molecule: messenger RNA, 567 nt
Organism: Apiotrichum porosum
Lineage: Eukaryota; Fungi; Basidiomycota; Tremellomycetes; Trichosporonales; Trichosporonaceae
Exons: 2
Coding region: 1-567 (188 amino acids)
Source: RefSeq, a predicted model, not a curated record